GUGUUAGUUUGCACGUGCGCAUGAAUCGCAUCGUAGUACCCAGUCCCACCUUCAAACUUUCGACCCGACCCCAAUCCAAUCGCCACCUCCAGCCCACCAAUACCAUCGUCCCUUUCUUAGACUUUUUCUUCUUUGUUUGUUGGCUUCUCUUCUCUUCUCUUCUCAAACAAUUGCAUUUCCAGCAUUUCAUCCAACACUCUCCGGAGAUCUAAACUCUCAACACCGCAGGGGCGUGACCUGAGACCAGAACACCAUUAGAGAUUCUUCUCUGACCUAUUUCAUUAGUCAUGUGGCGGAGACUUCUCUCUUCAUCCCACCUCAAAACCCUAACCCUAGCGGCAUCCGCAUCGGCCGCUGCUGCUCCCUCCCGAUCCGCUGCCGGAGUCGCACGAUUGGUUGACCGGGUGCCUGUUUCAGCCUCCGCCGCUUCUCUCUUCGCCCGCAAUUUUUCAGAUUCAGCGGAGACCGCUGUUAAGAAGAAGGUUGAGGAUGUAGUGCCGAUUGCGACCGGGCACGAGCGUGAGGAGCUUGAAGCUGAACUUGAGGGAAAAGAUCUUCUGGAAAUUAAUUAUCCCGUUGGUCCUUUUGGUACCAAGGAAGCUCCUGCCAUUGUCAAGUCUUAUUAUGACAAGAGAAUAGUUGGUUGCCCAGGAGGUGAAGGGGAGGAUGAGCAUGAUAUAGUCUGGUUUUGGCUGGAGAAGGGCAAGUCACAUGAAUGUCCAGUUUGCACACAGUAUUUCGAGCUCGAAGUGGUGGGACCUGGAGGAUCUCCAGAUGGACAUGAUGAUGAUGAACAUCACUGAUCACAGCCUUCAGUUAUCCUCCUUGAUGGAAUAAAAGAAAAAGAAAAAAAAAAGGUGUCUAGAGAAAUGAAAGUGAAAAUUUUCAGUACACACUGCAGAUUUCGAAUUCAAAAAAAAAAAGAAAAAGAUUGCAUUUUGUUUGAUUUUGGUCGGUCUUAGUCUUCUUUUUGCUGUUGCUUUUUUUGCAACAAUUUGAGACUAUUUAAUUUUCUCUGAUAAAUUUAGACAAAGGCUGGUCAUCUGUUGGAACAAUAGAUCUGUUCUAUGCAUUUGUCGAAUAAUCGAUGGCUACUUGAUUCUUUUCGAACAGUAGAACCUGAGUUUUUUUCCGUCUGCUGCAAGGGGUUAUUCCUUGCAAUUAAAUAGCCUAAUCACUUUUGUUCAUCUCUUAUUUUGUCAAUAAAUCUUUUCAAUUUUUUGGGCUCAA
Molecule: messenger RNA, 1230 nt
Organism: Cannabis sativa
Lineage: Eukaryota; Viridiplantae; Streptophyta; Magnoliopsida; Rosales; Cannabaceae
Product: cytochrome c oxidase subunit 5b-1, mitochondrial
Exons: 6
Coding region: 288-803 (171 amino acids)
Biological process (GO): mitochondrial electron transport, cytochrome c to oxygen
Cellular component (GO): mitochondrial envelope
Source: RefSeq, a predicted model, not a curated record